AUGGACAGUGCUGAUGAGUUUUUCUUUCACAAUUUCAUUUGCUCAUCUGAUGAUUCAUCCUCAGAUGAUGAAGAGCCGGCGGCUGCGUUGGUCGUGCAUGAAUACAUCACUAGGAAGCGGCCUUGGUACAGGGGAUCAAUCCCCGGCCAUGCUCUGGCCUUGGACCGCAAUAGAGAGAAAGGCCACACCCUUCUCUAUGUCGAUUACUUUAAGGAUGGUUCACUCUUUAAGGCACAUCAAUUUCUUCGCCAAUUCCGAAUGAGAAGGCAUGUGUUCAAUCAUAUUCGCAAGGGAGUGGUCAUGUAUGACCCAUACUUUGAGUGCAAAGUGGAUGCCGUAGGCAAGCUUGGUUUCUCUUCAUACCAGAAAUGCACCGCGGCUAUGCGCAUACUUGCAUAUGGAAUUCCUGGUGAUCUUGUGGAUGAGUAUGUUCAUAUGAGUGAGUCCACGUGUCUCCUCUCAUUGUACAGUUUUUGCACGGCCGUGGUGGAAGUUUUCGGCCCGGAGUACCUCAGAGAGCCAAAUGCCGCUGAUACAGAGAGGUUGUUGGCGAUCAAUGCCGAGAGGGGCUUUCCGGGCAUGCUUGGUAGUAUAGAUUGUAUGCACUGGAAGUGGAAGAACAGUCCAUUUGCUUGGCAUGGGCAAUACAAGGGGCAUGUGAAAGAUGCCACUGUUAUACUUGAAGCUGUGGCUUCACAAGAUCUCUGGAUAUGA
Molecule: messenger RNA, 714 nt
Organism: Aegilops tauschii subsp. strangulata
Lineage: Eukaryota; Viridiplantae; Streptophyta; Magnoliopsida; Poales; Poaceae
Source: RefSeq, a predicted model, not a curated record